Hydractinia symbiolongicarpus is the source of this 2046-nucleotide messenger RNA. Its product is annotated as demethylmenaquinone methyltransferase-like. Gene Ontology annotation, molecular function: S-adenosylmethionine-dependent methyltransferase activity. The coding region runs from base 361 to 1077 and encodes 238 amino acids. The record is from RefSeq and is a predicted model, not a curated record. The transcript is spliced from 2 exons. Lineage: Eukaryota; Metazoa; Cnidaria; Hydrozoa; Anthoathecata; Hydractiniidae.
CUUAUAACGUGGCUGUACGCUAAAAUUUAACUAAAAAGAUUAGGAAUGUACUUCAUAGAAAUCGCACAUAAGCUGUAAAUAUAUAACCCGCUGCUAAUAACGAUAUAAAUAUAUAUACCCUUAUGCCAAAAAACUCUAUGUUAGCAUAUACAUAUAGGUAUCGCUACAUAUGAAACGGUAUUAGAUAUUCACAAAGCAUACGGACUGUUAAAUGAAGUUCCUAGCAUAAAACGGAAAUUGUGUUUACGAAAAAGAUGGCUGUUCUUUUUGAGUAUUCUCUACUCUUUCAUUCAAAAUAAAUCUUUAAAAAAACAUUUGAAGAAGAGCAUGGUUUUAUAAAUUAAUCAUAGCAAGAUCCAUAUGUUGGAAGCCGGAUGUGGGACAGGAAAUUACAGCCUUGCUCUCCUUCAAAAUGGAAUUGGAAAGUUGACCUUAUUGGAUGCAAGUGAGGGAAUGCUUGCAAAAGCGAAAUCAAAACUUUCCAAGCAUGAAGACAGAUUAAUAGAGGUAAAACAACACGCUCUGCCUGAGAUUCCAUUUGCUGAUGGAACAUUUGAUGCUUGUACCUUUAUACAAGUAUUGCAUCAUCUUGAUACUGUCAGAAAGGAGGAGGAAGUUUCGAAUCACAUCAAUUUGAAAAAGGCUCUCGUGGAAGCACACCGAGUGCUUAAGUCAGGUGGUGUUCUAUUAAUUGACUCCUAUUUCCGAGAAAAUCUGAAUGGAUUUUGUACGGGUUUAGCGCCUAAGACAAAUGCCUACUUAAAGAAAUUGUACAUAGAUGAAGAAAUGCUGAUCAGCUUUUUGAAGGAGAAUGGAUUUGUCAAUAUGUCGUGUAUCAGUAGACCUGGCUGCACAAUCUACAAAGAUAAUUUUAAAAUAGAAAAUAUUUUAGAUCCAGUGUGGCGUGGUUGCGAUUCUUCGUGGCAAAUCUUAGAAGAAAACGGAGAGUUAGAUUCGGUGUUGAAAUUAGUUCAGAAACAUAAAGAUGAAGGAACGUUAGAGCAAUUAGAGCGUCAGUUCAAAAGGGUUAAUGACAAAGUUGGCAAUCACACAAUGUUAUUUGCUCAGAAGUUGUAAAAAGGAACCGUUGCAAUAAGAAACAUAUAAAGGCCUGCGCACACGGCCGGAAAAACCUCUCACCACUACUAGUGUCUCCCUUUUUAGCCGAUAAAAACGCAUGAGAGAGGUUUAAAAAAAUUCAAGUCCCCUUUUUUUUUUACGAGCGAGUAAUAGUUUAUGCCUACCCGUGUAACCACUUUAGAAUGAUAACAAUUUUUUUAAUUAUUCUGUAGUUCUUUUUAAUGGCUUUAUUUUUGUUUAGACAAUAAAUGUUAAAAGGUCAUGGUAACAAGAAUGAUUUGUGCAAAUUGUUUUAUUAUAAAACAACCUAUGAUAACAGUAAAAAGCUUUAGUGAUGAGCUAAAUAGUAAUUUUCGAACAUUAAAACCUCAUUAGCAACCACUUUGUUCAGCUUCAACCUCGUUCCCAGGGCAUUUUGCCUUGUUGAUAAGUCCGUAAUAACGGCUCAGGGGCCACAAGACCCUGGGGAUGAGGUUGGUUCAGCUUCUUUCCUUUCAAUUGAUAAUUCUGUCGCCAUAUUAGAAAUACUAAAGGUUAUUAAUUGGAUUUACUUGUCGAAAUCAUCAGAUGGAAUGUUAUGUUAUAAAGCAAUUCAUAAAUCAUUGAAGAACAAAAUAACUCAAUUAGUAUAAUAAUGGCUGAUGUAGUCAUUGAGAGUGCGCAGUAGCGUUUAUAAAAGAGAAAAAAACAACAACAAACUGUUUCAACAUUCCAGAUUAUUCUAUAUUUUUUCAAACAAUAGGAAACAAAUGUUACAGAUUAGACUUUGUAUAGGACUUCGCGGCGGCACCAAUUGGAACUUCGUGGCCGCAGCAAUUGGAAUUUCGCAGCGGCAGCAAUUUGUGCUUCGUGGCGGCAGCGAUUGGAGUUUCGCGGCGGCAGCAAUUUGUGCUUCGUGCCGGCGACAAUUGGAAUUUCGCGGCGGCAGCAGUUUGUGCUUCGUGGCCGCAACAAUUGGAGUUUCGC